AUGCCAAUGGAUGAAUGUAGAUCAUGUCUUGUCAUCUUUCUGUUUCUGAUUGCUGUUGUCGAAUGCAAGAAAAUUGAUGGUUGGCCUAUGAGUGCAUCGGGAACAGUACAGACUAAUUGGACUGGUACUUGGCAUGGUACGCUUCAAGCGUAUCCAGAAGGUGAAAUAGGUGCUGGUUGGAAUACGACAUUGGAGAUUGGACCCUAUCCAAUGUUUGAUGGCAGUUGCACCAUGUGGCGAGGCAUUUUUAAAGAGAAUGGUACAAUAAAACUUACUAAAGACAAUCGCUUCUGCCGAGGGCAUGGUCCUGAUGAUCUGUAUUUUGAUAAUGGUGGCGGUGGCAAGAUAGCAGUUCAAUGGAUUCAUAACGUGUUAGUGUCACCAUUUAAAUAUAACGGUGUAUUUGUAGUCGCGAGCAUGCGAAUGCGUGAAGAUAUUCUUGAAGAGGAGAUUUUAAUUACUGGUGACAAUCCCGCUGUUCAAAAUGUCACUGUGUCUAUACGAGCGCAUAGCAUUCAUAUAAAGACAAUGAGACGAAUGUCUAUGUCCAACAGCGGAGAAAAAUCAUUUCGAUCACCUUUUCUUGUAAUUUAUGCAUUAUUUUUUCUUAGAUUUGGCUUCUUAUUACAUGCCUGA
Molecule: messenger RNA, 636 nt
Organism: Rotaria socialis
Lineage: Eukaryota; Metazoa; Rotifera; Eurotatoria; Philodinida; Philodinidae
Source: the annotation of a GenBank genome assembly